Messenger RNA from Cladophialophora yegresii CBS 114405, 1602 nucleotides. RefSeq lists its product as uncharacterized. The transcript has a single exon. Bases 1 to 1602 code for a protein of 533 amino acids. The record is from RefSeq and is a predicted model, not a curated record. Lineage: Eukaryota; Fungi; Ascomycota; Eurotiomycetes; Chaetothyriales; Herpotrichiellaceae.
AUGUCCUGGUUUCCUUGCUUACACUCGACGUGCAGGGAACGACCGGGUGACAAUGGUCCCUACAGCAAAACUCAGCUACCGACCUCCGAGAGCAGUGUUGAAAGUGCCGCAAGUCAUGCCUCGAACGAACGUGAUCCGGCAGAGUCAUCGGCCUGGAGUCUUGUUCCGCGCGUUGGUGCCGAUGAGCCCCAAGACCUUGAGGAGGCUACGCUGUCUGAGACGAAGACGUCCGUACCAAGGGACCCCAGCCUCCAGAACGAUGUGCAGAGCCAACAACAUGUCGCCCAUCGCACUGAGUCGCAUAGAGUGAACCCGUCGCUUGACGCCUAUGUCUCGGCAUUCGAGGUCGUCCGCGCCACAAACCAACGCGUACUGGACCGGGUCUUUGAGCUGAAUUCCACAAGAGGACCACUGUUGAAGCAGAUCGAAAGCCUCCUCCGUGCCUUGGAUGAGUUCGUGCGCCAUAUUACCGAGCACCCUGGCCCCUCCGACGGGAAUGAUGCUCCUGCGACCAAGGUUCGGGAUCUCCAGCAGCAAUUCGACACUCUCAGAAAUGGCCAGUUUGCUUCUCUGCAAGCAGAUGAAGCAAGGUAUAGGGAAAUCGAAGACGACAUCAUCCAAUCCCUUCACCGUUCUGGUACCUAUCUGGACAACUUGCUCCGGUCGACGCCGACCAGCCCGAAUCUGAACCAUGAAGCCUCCACGGAUCUACCGCAAGAUCCAGCCAUUGUCGGAAAUGGCCUGAAUGAGCAGUCUGCCGACGUCCUUCGAUACCUGACUCAACUCGGCGAUGUAGAUGCUCUUCAGGAAAAGUUGUCUGAUCUCUACACGGAACGGGCACAGCUCCUGGAGGAGCAGAAGUCGAAAGAGAAGCUAGGCGUCAGUUUAGACGAUGACUCUCUUGCCUUCCUCCAAUCCUCCGAGCGCGAAGCAGACGAGUUAGUGGAACAGCUGGAGUAUGCGAGGCUAGUUCUGCAGGCACUAAAACAACUCAUAGACGACGCAGACGCCCAGUCACUCUCAAAAGACGACUUCCCUGUGUCCGAGGUCGACGAGGAUUCCGCUGGACUGCAACAUCUCGAGGACGGCUUGACCGCGCAAUCUUUCCAAGUGCCCCUUAGAGACAGAGGCAGGCAGUUAGUGGUCCGCCAAAGGCUUGAAGCACACGACAACGACUUCAAAGUCACUCUCGAAAGCACGGACGACGCCGCCCUUGCGACUGCCAUGUUCAUCAACGCCUGGAUGUUAAAGCGGUUGUUCCAUCUCCCACGAACUUUGGACAGGCUAAUCUCUAUCGUAGAGCAGCGGCACCCCGGAGCGGAUCUUGACCUCUUGGAGCGCACAUUCCUGGCAUACUGGUUCAAUGACGGUUCUGCGUCCGACUUUAAAACGCGUAGGUCGCUUGCUGACCAACAGACGAUGCGAGCCAAUACUCUCUCCCGAUACUUCGAACCGAAGAGCAUUGCAAGCGACACAGCCGUGCCUACUGGCUCGUCGCCUCUACUCAGACUAGGCCCAUCCGUCCGCACCAGCGAGAUCAUCAAGCAGGCCAUACGAUUCCAGGGCUUCCGAUCCUUACAGGUGUCCGAGAAAUCCUCAUAG